Messenger RNA from Aspergillus ruber CBS 135680, 854 nucleotides. RefSeq lists its product as uncharacterized. The coding region runs from base 282 to 755 and encodes 157 amino acids. NCBI's taxonomy places the organism in Eukaryota, Fungi, Ascomycota, Eurotiomycetes, Eurotiales, Aspergillaceae. The record is from RefSeq and is a predicted model, not a curated record. The transcript has a single exon.
GCGAAAAUUGACAAAAGAGAAAAAAAAAAAAGAAGGAAAAAGAAAAAAAAAACACUUUUUUUUUUCUCCCCCUUUUUUUUGUGUUUCGUUCCCGUUCAGCGGGAUUCACGCAAAGCCUGCCGCAGCUCUUCUCCAUGUGUUUAUGAUAUGGCUUUCAUGUCAUUCUUCUUUUCUUCCCCCGACUCGAUCCGAAUUCUGUUUCUUCUUCGCAGGUUCCGUUCGUGUCCUGUUUUCCGGAAGCGCCUCUUCGGACCCUUGGGGCCUUUCCUGGGAGCGCAAUUAUGACGAUCACGAUUUUACCUGUUUCCAUUCUUCUUUUUUGCUUUUUUUUUUUUUUUUUUUUUUUUUUAAUUCUCAUAACCCUGGAUUUGGCUUUCCGCCUGACAGUUUCCUUCCUGAUAGAUUCUUUGACCUCCAUCCCAUUGGUACUAUACUUCUUCAAUUAUACAUUUUCCAGUGCCAUGGCGUUAAUACCUUUUGAUCUUGUCCAUUCAUCUGUUCAUUAUAGAAACCAAGCAAAAAAAAAAAAAAAAAAAAAAAAAAAAAAAAAACAAAGGAAGAACAAUUAUUUCCUUUCACACUGUGGUCCCAUCAUUUUGUUCCUUGAUUUCUAUAGUAAAGACGCUUGGCUAAUAUCCAGACUGUUACCUGUUACCUGCUCCUUGAUACCCUGUUUCAUCUUUUGUUAUGUUCCCAUGUUGCUUGGUUUGAUUAAACAAGUUGACAAAGCUAUUGUUUUGCUUGUUAUUUGUUGAUUAACCCUAAUACUAUACAUUCGUUUGCUUGCUCUCAUGAAAUGAUAGAUUAUAUUAGAUUGAAAACAUGCUACAUUGUGAUUUGCUAGAGCCAUAUUU